Phytomonas sp. EM1 is the source of this 688-nucleotide messenger RNA. The record is from the annotation of a GenBank genome assembly. Lineage: Eukaryota; Euglenozoa; Kinetoplastea; Trypanosomatida; Trypanosomatidae.
GGCUGCACUAUUACCUUUUAUGAUUUUUUAAUUUAAUUUUAUCAUUAGCCAUGAAUUCAACCUUUUCAAAAUUAUGCCCUGAGACUCAUGAAAGUGUGGCCGAGCUGGAAGAUUUUUUUAUGCUUCUUGAUACUGGAGGUGAUGGGUUUGUGCAUGUCAACAUGUUAAGGGAACUUUUUAUAUCAACUGUCCCUAGGAUGACAGAAAAAGAUUUUAAUAACCUCUUAGCUGAGUGCCAAUUCGAUCAAAUGGAACAAUUGGCGUUUGAGCAGUAUUACGUAUUGUCAGCGAAACUUAAGAACCUAUCUGUACUCUCAUUAUCGGCUGCCCAGCUCAACGAUUGCGUUAACCUGGAAGAAGUAUUUGCUCCAUUCGACCCAAAUGGGACAGGCUAUGUUAGUUACUCAGUUUUUAAUGCUCUGAUGACAAAAAAAGGGGAUCAGUUGUCUUCCUGUGAGGCAACUGAGAUGAGGCUGCGGCUUGAGAGGGUAGGGUUGCUCAAGAGGGACCGAGUAAAUUAUCGAAUGUUUAUUAGUAGUAUUUCUGCAUGCGAUAUUCUGGUUUGAUAUAAAUUCUUUUAUUAUAUAUAUAUAUAUAUGAAGUUAGUCAGAUCAUUCCUCUUUUUUAUUUUUACAUGUUUGUAGAAUUCUUUUUUUAAUGUUUUACAACUACGACAACUAAAAAGAAA